UGCACAGUAGAUAAACCAAUAGCAGUUUGGUAGAGUAUUGUGAAAGCUUUAUAUCUCUGCGAUUGCUUAGAAGCAGAGAAACCUUUGUUCCUUCUAAUCCAGAAACAUUCCUGCUUGUUAUUAAUCUGAUUCUGUGUUUGUGUGCGGCUUGCCUGUUGCAUGCUCUGUUAUUUUACAUAGUUAGCUUUGGAUUUUUAUUUUAGAGAGAGAUUGUUCUGUUUCUGUUUUCUAUUUUAUAAUUUAUUGUAUGUGAAGUAGGGGUGCAUGUGAGUUUUGUGUGUUUAUCCAGUGUCCUUGUGUCCCUGUGUUUGUGGGAAUCUUUGUUUUGUGUUUAUUAAGCAAUGCUUCCUUUGGCAUCCUGGGCACUGGUGCCACUCUUUCUUUUGUCUCUCCUGGGGGUAUAUUUGUAUUUAUACUUAUGGUCUGGAAGAGGAAGCCCAUUUCGAGAGGACUGUGUGUAUCCUCCCAAGCCACUGGUUACUGAUAAGAGGAGCCGAGACAAAGUACUCAAACAAGGUAUGUGUAUGUUUUUACAGGAAUAAAUGCAGAAAGUCUUCCAUGAGGGGAAAAGCCAUCAAACUAAAUAAAAGACAAGGCAAAUUAAAGGGGGUGGGGGGAGCCACUUGACCCCUAUUUAACUAAGCUAUAGACACCCAUUUGGUUUUUUUUUUUGUACCCGAUGUUGAAAUAAGUCUAAAAUCUUUUCUGCUGUUAUUAAUGCAUUCGUUUUUUCGUUCGUUCAUUCAUUCAUUCAUUUCAAGGCUUUAUUAUAUAAAUGGAAAAUUUACUUACGUUAAAGGAUUUUUACAAAACACGGGUUCUAUUACUGGUAUAUUUGCUGAGUUCUUUGAGUGAAUUGUCUUUCCAUUUUUGUAUACUUCAUUGAUUUUGCCUUGUCUAGUGGUAACACUAACAAUUUACGACGAACCUCUGGGGUUUGAAUAUGGUUACUGAAGGCUGAUCGGUUUCAGUUUUCCAGCAUUGUAGCUCUGAUUACCAAAGAAAUGAGCAAAUUAUUACAUAAACCAUCACUGUAUAUAUCAUUACAUCCUGAUUCACUUUGCAUUUCAGUUUCAUCUCUAUUUUCGUGUCCGUUCGGCACCUUCGUUUACACCAUGUAUUCUCCAGUCUCCAGCAUAUUUAGGUCUCUUUUACUGCUUUAUUCUGUUGACUGAUUUUCAUAUAAAAAAAGGCCAAAUACAUGAUGAGUUUCAACGGUCAACACUUAAAGUACAUCACAAAAAUUAGUAAACUUUAUUUUAAAUCCACCUUUAUGAAGGCCUACUGUCCUUGGAUAAAAAUAUGAUCUGUCCUUUCUGUUUUUCUCCAUUACCUGAGGCUCACAAGUUGUAGUUCCAUGACCAUGAUUUAGAUGCUCAGCCAUAUUUAGUUUGAUGUUGCUAUAUUGAGACAAAAAAGGUGUUUCUCUAAAUAUAUGUGAUAUGCCUGUAUUCAAUUACUCACCUUGUCAUCCACUGCUAUUCUUAAGUAAAUUUAUUUUCUAUUCCUCCAUAGGGUUCUCUGAGAAGAAAAUUCCUCCUAACCUGGAUGCUUUGGUUAUUGGCAGUGGGGUGGGAGGACUGUCGGUAGCUUCAGUGUUAGCCAAAGCUGGGAAAAGGGUUCUGGUUCUAGAACAGCAUGAUCAAGCAGGAGGAAGCUGCCACACUUUUCAAGAACGUGGAUACGAGUUUGAUGUGGGUAUGGAUCCUCAAAUAAAUGUAUCCCUGUGCCUUUACGAAGAGAUUAUAUGCCUCCCAUGGGAUAAUACGAGUUUUGCAUGAUAAUUCUGAGUAUCAAAUAAAAACUCAGAAACUGAGAAACUUAUAUAUAAUGUACAGUGACCUCCUGACUGCAGAUUACCAGGACAGGCUCAGACCGCUCUGGGUUUCUAUAUAUAAUGUACAGUAACCUCCUGACUGCAGGUUAACAGGACAAGCUCAGAAGUAAAGUUAUGUGACAAAACUAUUUGGUUGAAAUGGGGUAGGAAAACUGCACUGUCUUCCAAACCUAGAUGCUUAGCUAGACCUGAGGUGGGCAAAUCUUCAGUCAUACAAUAGGUUAAGAAAAGAAUGGUUCAGGCACUCAGAGUCAAUCAGAUCAAGCAGAUUUAUUGGAGGAAAAGAUAUUUGGGACUAGAUCAGUUCUUACAUUUGCAUAUUCUUCCUAUAUCAAUUUCUCAGGUAUACACUAUGUGGGGCAAAUGCAUGAAGGAGGCAUGCUGCGAGUAAUCAUGGACCAACUGACAGAAGGUCAACUUCAGUGGAACCGGUUGGUCGAUCAGUAUGACUCCAUAAUUCUUGGAUGCCGUGUUUACAGAAUUUACUCAGGCAAAAAUGAAUUUCCUAAUGCCCUGAAAAGACAGUUUCCAGGAGAAGAAGCUGCUAUCGAUAAAUUUAUGUAUAUGAUGAAGGUAUGGACAUGUUUACGGCAAGGCUGGGCAAAAUAAUGGGCCAGAACAUAUCUGGCAUCCUGAAUGAGGUUGAAGACAAGUUCUAUUUUGCACUGAAGGGAUGUUGCUAGGGGCUUAAGUCAAAGGCUAAAUGUUAUCAAUCUUGCACACAUGUGUGAACUAAAGCCCCUCCUAAAACCAGCACUAUUCCAUGCUGUAAGUCAGACCUUCAAAGGUUAUUCUAAGCACCAUGAACAGAAAAUAAUUAUGAUCCAACAGGGCCAUGUCGUGUGCAGCAUGUCGCUAUAAAAUGCUGCACAUACAGAGUCAAACAAGUUCCAGAUUGGCUAAUGUCACUUCUGUGCAUAUUCUAUGCACAGAGAGUAAUUCAUUGGCUAAGAGACAUCAGUUCACAAAAUCCAGAUGUAGUUCAUCCAGCUGGACUAUGGUGCGUUGAGGUGGCACUAUCACCAAUGAGGUAAUUAAAGAUUUAUGUCUCUAUCGGAAUUAAAAAGGACUUUAAACUAACAAUAAAAUGGGGCUAAAAUUAGACAUAGAACUUUUCAGAACCCCACAUAGGGCCCCAACCCCUGUCAGCCACCUCCGACUACCACCAGCAAUGUCUCUGAUGCAUAGCCAGUUUUGUGGUGGCAAGGUAUGGUGCGAGUUAUAGUCUUGUGUCAAAGGAAUCAGAUUAAACUGAUUCAAUAUUCAAAUAUAUUUUCUGCUAAAUAUAUGUGGAUUCUAUUUUUAAAGAAAAUAUAGGACUCUCCUAGAGUCUAAAUAGCACCCUGAGGCACCCAAGUUUCUUUGUCCUUUUAAACUAUUGUUUAAACUAUUUUUCAUUGAGCUGUAACUGUAAUGGUUAUUUAACAUAUCUUUCUUAAUUAAUUAACUGAAUACCUCUGGUAUGGUUACUUUCAUGGCUAAUUUCAGCUGGGAGAUAAAAAGCAUUGUGAGUAUGUCUUCGGAAAGGAAAAAAAACUCCCAUAAUAUAUAAAAAUAUUUCGACCAUGGCAUAUGCUAAUACAAAAAACAUUAACCAGCACAGUAAAUUAAGUUAUUCAAAGUAUAAACAUAAAAUAUUUAGGCCUUAUUUUAAUAUUUUUGGAUCAACAUUUUAAAUUAUGUAAUAUUUCAAAAAUAUUUUAAUAUUAAUAAUUUGAUAUUUAUUUUAUAUAUAUUGUUUAUAUAUAUAUAUAUUUUGUUUUAUUAUUUUAUAUAUAUAUAUUUAAUAUUUUUUUUAAAACUCUAAUUUUAGAAAAUAUUUAAUCCCAGCCAUACUUUGCUGUUUGUCGAAAAGAAGGCUCUGUAUCUAAGCAAUUAAAACCCCAAUUUUUAAAUUGUUCUGUAGGGGACAUGAUAAUGAACAAAUUUUGAAGUAUUCUCUAUGCUCCCACAGAAAGUGGCCCGUCACGUUGCACUGCUAGGUGCCCUAAAGAUACUUCCUUAUUCUUUGACUUUGCUGCUUUUGCGAUCACGUUUUCUGCACUGGAUUUCCCCGAUAUUUAGGAUGGCAGAGUCCAGCCACCAGGAUAUUGUGGGCAACCUGACCAGCAACAAAGACCUGCAGACGGUGUUUAGCUAUUUGUUUUAUGGUGAGAUAAUGCUUCAUAAAAGAUAAACGGAAUCUCAAACACAGAGAAGAACAGAGGGUUUCCUCCUAUUCUAUUUAUGAAAAUGGCAGAAAGAGGGGAAAUUGCACAAUAAGAGCUAUGAGAACUAUUUUUGGGUGGUAUUGCUCUUAUGGGUAUACAUUAUGUAGCGUAAUUUAAUAUAUACUUAUCAAUUAGAUACAAGAUUUUGGUGCCGCUAUUUACAUUGCCUAGUAAAUCGAGGUGAUACAAAUUAAGUGAGGAAGUAUACAUACCAUAUAUCCUGAGGAAAGUCCCCUGGGACUGAAACGUCGAUAAUUGAAGGCAUCAUAACGUGUUCUUUUAUAUGAACAAUAAAAGUUAAGUUUUAAUACGAAGACCGUUAGUGCGGACCAUCUCUUGGGCUACUUUUGUAUAAGGAUGACCUGGAUCUGGCACCCGGCAUUGAGUAUACCUUGAAUUUACAGCCUGCAGUGCAAGGUAUUUUUGGAUGUAUAUAUAUAAAUAUAUAUAUCUAAAAAAAUAUAUAGUUGUACCUUGCACUCUGGCUUUAAAGUUGUAUGACCGGGUGCACUACCAGGGCUCCUGUAUCCAAAUAUUUGAAGUAGUUGGCUGCACUCACGGAUUUUCGUAAAACGUAACUUUUAUUCAGAUGUUUAUGAUAAGAUCAACGUUUCAGUCCUCCUUGCGGACUUUCAUCAGGAUCAUCAAAUAUCCUUAUAUUUUUUUUCACAUUUUUCAAAUUUAUUUCUCAUUAUCCUCCAGAUUCAGUGUCACGGUCCUUUUUUCCCUACUAUACUGUGAGCUGUGCAUGUGGAUUUCCCUUUGCUAGCCAUUCAUUAACGUUCCAUAAUUGGUUUACGAUUCUUUAGAUUACACAUAAGAUAAUCCAAUUAGAUAUCAAACUAAUACCUUGUUAUCUUCCAUCCAAAGUACAGUAAAAAAAAAAAAAAAAAGAGAGAGGGUUGGUGGAGAAAUAAACAUUAUGUCACAAAAUAUGUAAAAUUAUUUAUUUAUUUUUUGCCUUUUUUAACAAUCAGGAGAUAUGAAAGAAAUAUGUGGAGAAAUGCUCCAUUUUAUGAGUAGAACCCUAAUUUAAUUAUUUUGGGUCAACUUUCCAAAUGAUCACAAUCUGGCCUCGGUUUAAUUUGUUUGAAUCACCAUCGGAAAUUACUACAAUCUGUUAGAAAAACAUUUCAAAGGAUUUACCUACAGAUUAAAGUCUUCGGGAAUUGUUUGUAGUUUAAUCACUUGAAAGGUUUUACUAACAGAUUGUGUUAAUUUGAAAUGCUGGCCUUUAUUUCGCUAUUGUAUGACAAAUAGUCUUGGAUGGAUGUUGGGUGACAUUGAGGUAAACAAAGAGUUCGAAAAAGGAUCAACCUACUGAAGACGUAGCAUUGUAUAAUAAAUUGUAUAUUAUAUUAAAGAGCAAAAUAAUCAAGUUAGAAUUGUCUUGAAAAUAAUUCAAAUGAUAUAGUAACCAGGAAGAUUCCGUAAUGGGAGGGUAGAUCGAUCUAUAGUGGAAAGUAAACUGAACUAAUUAAAGAAUGGGAUAAAAGGAGCAAAAACAGCUGUAAAAUUAGGAAAAAGUUGGUAAUAGUAUGCGUCCUUAAACCUCCUCUUCUCUCUAUAAUAGGUGUCCCUCCAAGUGAUUCUAGCUUUAUGAUCAAUUCUCUUCUAAUACACCACUACAAAAGAGGGGCCUGGUAUCCCCAUGGGGGUAGUAGCGAAAUUGCCUUUAACAUGAUCCCAGUCAUUGAGAGAUCUGGGGGACGGGUGCUGGUUCGUGCCCCAGUGUCUCGGAUCCUGGUGGAGAAUGGCAGAGCCACAGGUGAGUAGAGGCCUAACUUUAUGUGACGGUGUUUAGAUAAAUUGAAAAAAGAAGAAAGGUAUAGUUGUGUUACGUCUAUUUACCCCUUAAGGACACAUGACGGAAAUAUUCCAUCAUGAUUCCCUUUUAUUUCUCAAGUUGUGUCCUUAAGGGGUUAAAGAACAAAGAAAAGAAAAUACAGAGGAAAUUUGAAUGUGCAAAAUAAGUAAUCAGGGAGUGAGCUAGAAAGGACACAUAAUGCAGAGCUAAAUAAAAUAAAAUGUGAUCAGAUAACAGAUAAACAGAUAAAUUAAUAGAAACAGGUGAAUGUAGAGAUUUGCUAACAGAAAUAAUAUCCUAAAACUGUAUUUUCUCUCCUCCUCAAGGAGUGGUUGUGCAGAGAGCUGACAGGGAUGUGCGUAUUUAUGCCCCAGUCGUAAUUUCAGAUGCAGGAAUAUUCAAUACCUAUAAACGGCUUCUGCCACCAGAGAUCAAAACAUCCACAGGUACAAAAACUAAAAGUCAAUUAAUAUCUUUUAACAUUGUUAUUUAAGAGUUUAGGAAUCAUUGAGGACAGGCCCUUCGCGACAAGGCAAGCAAACCAAUCUGGGGCCCCAAGACAACAACCAGGGACGUAUUAGCCGUGAGGCAAACAAGGCAUUUGCCUUGGACGGCACUUUCCAGGGGGCGGCAAAAAAAGCCACCUCCAAAUGCCCAGGGCAAAUGCCUUGUUAGCCCGGCGGCUAACUAACAAUCCGUAAGUUAGUCUGGCGAGGGAGCACUUUCCCCUGAGCUGACAUCAUAUUCCGGCUCCCGGCAUCACUCUGCGGCGUGUGAGGGAGCUGAGCAGGGCACUCAGGGAAAAGUGCUCCCUCGCCAGCGCAGCCCGACUGACUGCCCAGCAGCCCCACUAGACCCCAGGGAGAGGGAGAACCCCCGCCCCGGCAUUCCCAAAGGUAAGGAGGCUGGGGGGGUUAAAUUUUUUUUUUUAAAGUGAGUGUGUUUAUGUGAGUGAGUGUGUGUGUGUGUCUGUUAGUGUGUGUCUGUGUGUGUCUGUUAGUGAGUGAGUGUGUGUCUGUUAGUGUGUGUCUGUCUGUUAGUGAGUGUGUGUCUGUUAGUGUGUGUGUGUGUGUCUGUGAGUGAGUGUGUGACUGUUAAUGAGUGUGUGUGUGUGUGUGUGUCCGUUAUUGUGAGUGUGUUUGUCUGUUAGUGUGUGUGUGUCUGUUAGUGUGUGCGUGUCUGUUAGUGAGUGAGUGUGUGUCUGUUAGUGUGUGUCUGUCUGUUAGUGAGUGUGUGUCUGUUAGUGUGUGUGUGUGUGUCUGUGAGUGAGUGUGUGUCUGUUAAUGAGUGUGUGUGUGUGUGUGUGUGUGUGUCCGUUAGUGUGAGUGUGUUUGUCUGUUAGUGUGUGUGUGUCUGUUAGUGUGUGCGUGUCUGUUAGUGAGUGUGUGUGUGUGUCCAGUGGCGUACACAUGACCCAUGGGGCCCCGGUGCGAAAAUUGAUCCGUGGCCCCCCCCCCGCGCAGGCCGGGCCGCAACACAUGGCAGUGGGCACCUGGUCGCAGGGGUUACAGGGCUGCGACCCCUGCGACCGCGGUAUGUACGCCAGUGCAUGCAGAUGCACACACACUUAAAGGACCACUCUAGGCACCCAGACCACUUCAGCUUAAUGAAGUGGUCUGGGUGCCAGGUCGAGCUAGGGUUAACCCAUUUUUUCAUAAACAUAGCAGUUUCAGAGAAACUGCUGUGUUUAUGAAUGGUUAAGCCUUCCCCUAUUUCCUCUAGUGGCUGUCCCAUUGACAGCCGCUAGAGGCGCUUGCGUGCUUCUCACUGUGAUUUUCACAGUGAGAGCACGCCAGCGUCCAUAGGAAAGCAUUAUGAAUGCUUUCCUAUGUGACCGGCUGAAUGCGCGCGCAGCUCUUGCCGCGCGUGCGCAUACAGCCGACGGGGAGGAGAAGAGGAGGAUCGGAGGAGGAGAGCUCUCCGCCCAGCGCUGGAAAAAGGUAAGUUUUACCCCUUUUCCCCUUUCCAGAGCCGGGCGGGAGGGGGUCCCUGAGGGUGGGGCACCCUCAGGGCACUAUAGUGCCAGGAAAACGAGUAUGUUUUCCUGGCACUAUAGUGGUCCUUUAAAGGACCACUACAGACACCCAGAUCACAUCAGCUCAAUGAAGUUGUCUGGGUGUCAGGUCCCUCUAGUUUUAACCCUGCAGCUGAAAACAUAGCAGUUUCAGAGAAACUGCUAUGUUUCACUGAGGGUUAAUCCAGCCUCUAGUGGCUGUCUCACGGACAGCCGCUAGAGGAGCACACUGAACGUCCAUAGGAAAGCAUUGAGUAAUGCUUUCCUAUGGGCGGUUUGAAUGCGUGCGCGGUCGCAUUCGGAGCUGAGAGGCUGAGGGAUCCUCAGCGCCAAGGGAGUCCGGCGCUGGAGAAAGGUAAGUGCUGAAGACACACACACACACACACUUACAGACGCAUACACACUAGCUAACAGACACACACAUUUACUGACAGAGAUACAGUCAGCGACAGACAUACAUACACACUCACUUACAAAACAUACACUCUCAUUGACAAACACACACUCACUAACAGACAUCAAACAGACUCACUAACACACACACACUCAGUAAGACACACACAGUAACACACUCACUGACACUCACUAGCAGACACACACACUAACACACUAACACUCACUAGCAGACACACACUAACACUCACUCUAACACUCACACACACUAACACUCACUAACACUCACACUAACACUCACUCUAACACUCACACACACUAACACACUCACACACACUAACACUCACACACACUAACACUCACUCUAACACUCACACACACUAACACACACACUAACACUCACUCUAACACUCACACACACUAACACUCACUCUAACACUCACACACUAACACUCACACUAACACUCACACAUGAUUUUUUUUUUUUUAAUAUAAUCCCCCCAGCCUCCUUACCUCUUGGAGUGCUGGGGGGGAUUAUUCCCUGGGGUCCAGUGGGGCUCCUGGGCGGGUGGCCGGUCGGGCAGGCAGGCGGGCGCGCGAGGGAGCACUCAGUGCUUCCUCUUCAGCUCCCUUGCGCGCCGCGUAGGGAUGCCGGCGCCGGAAUGACGUCAUCUUCCGGCUCCGGUAUCAGUGCGGUGCGCGAGGGAGCUGAAGAGGAAGCACUGAGUGCUCCCUCGCGCGCCCGCCUGCCUGCCCGACCGGCCACCCGCAGCAGGGCCAGCCUCAGGGGGGCCCUGGGGUGGUCGGCUCCUGGGCCCCCCAGGGGAAGAGGCUGGCCCUGGGCGUACAUACCGGGUCGCAGGGGCGGCCGGGCCCCCUGGUGGGCCGGGCCCGGUCGCAGUCGCGACCCCUGCGACCCUGGUAUGUACGCCAGUGUGUGUGUCUGUCUGUUAGUGUGUGUGUUUUAAGUAUGUUGGAUUUAGUCAUUGUGCACUUUUUUAAUGUAUAUUUGAUUUUAUGGUACAGUGGAGUUUUUUUGCAAAUGUUCAAUUGUUGAAAAUGUUCAAAUUUUAUGCACAUUAUAUGCAACAGCAGUAUUUGCACUGUAAACAUUUUUUAUUUAUGCACAGUAUAUGCAACAGCAAUAUUUGCACUGUAAACUUUUUCUAUUUAUAUAACGUGUGGGUGAACCUAAACUGUAUGGCUAUGCUGUGGUUCCUGUAGGCUUUGCGUGCGUGCGUGCGUGCAUGUGUGCGUGCGGGGGCAGGGGGUCCUCCAUGUGUAUUUUGCUUAGGGGCCCCAAAAUUCCUUCAAACAGCCCUGAUUGAGGAAUGAUUUGAUAAGUUAUGGAACCAGGUAAUAGGUUAUAUGAUACUUAAAGUUCAACUGUUAUCUCAAAAUUAUUUUUUUAAUAUAAUUAUCCUUUAAUCAACAUCCGAUAGUGUUAUGCUACUGAAUUAUUUCUUUUUUUAAUGUGCAUACAAGUGCAACUUUUAAUACUUAUAUAUCCAGUAUGAAAACUUUCCAAAACAGGUUUGGUUAAAAUCUGUUUAAAGCGAAUAACACUUGAUAGUGCAGAUUGAUUGUAUGAUCGAGGAGAGGAAAACUCUUGAAAGUUUGUCUUUUACAUUAUUUUUUUAAAAUUAUUAGUAAAUGAGCAAAACUUUGUAGAAUAAUGAAGGUAUAUGGUAAUUUUCCAGAAUAAAUAUGUUGGUCUCAUUAUCCUCCAGAUUCAGUAUCACUGUCCUUUUUUCACAAAUGUACUUUGAGCUCUACAUGUGAAUUACCAUGUGCUAACCAUUCAUUAAUUUCCAUAAUUGGUUUACCACUGUUUAGAUUACGCAUACGAUAAUCCAAUUAGAUAUCCAACUACGGUAAUACCUUUGUUAUCUUUCAUCCAAAGUACAGCAAAGUAGGAAGUCUUUACUUUCUACUCAAAAUAUGCAGACAAUAUGCACUAUCAUGUGUUUUUUGCCAGCAUCUGAACGGAGCACCGGCCAAGUAGUUACUAUAGCAACCAUAGCACACGUGCUGUGGUUGCUAUGGGUGGAGAACAGAGGGACCUUUUUGUGAGGUCUCUUUUGCUCUCCCUCUCUCUCAUUCCAAAUCUAUACAUUUGCUAGCAAAACUAUAAACACGAUGUAUAGAUAGAAUUUUAAGAUCUUUUAGAAGAACGUAAUAUGUUUAUGUGAUGACAUGCUCCCUUUAAUAAGUUUGGGAGAUGCUAAUUAAAUGAUGUCCUUAUGACCUGACCUGAUGUCAUUAAUAUAAUGAUUAUUACAUAAGUAUUCAUACCCAAUGCUCAAGAAUUGUGUUCAAUAGGUCUUUAGACUAUGUAAAGUAUGGCUUAUCAUAUUACUUCCCUAGUAAAUAAUUAAAGACAAUACAGGGAGAGACUAUCCUAAAAAAAAAGUUCAUGUACAAAAAUGAUUUUAAAAUGUACAUACCGAGCAAGAAUUAGUAAAACUAAUAUAUAAUAUUGAUGCCGAAUGAAUCAAUGCUUCUAGAGAAUAAAGUCCUCCAAGUCAACGGCGCUACCAUCAGCUCCACCACGCAGGCUCGCUGCCUAGGUAUUCUCUUUGACUCCAACCUCUCCUUCAAACCUUAUGUUCAAUCUAUCGCCAAAUGCUGUCAUUCCCAUCUCAAAACCAUUGCGUGCAUCCGCCCCUACUUAACGCCAGAUUAGACUAAGGUGUUGGUCCAUUCCACUGUCCUUUCUCGCCUUGACUACUGUAAUCCGCUUCUCAAUGGUCCUACGGGCUCCCAACUUGCGCCGUUACAGUCCAUAAUGAAUGCGGCGGCGAGGCUCAUCUUCCUGUCUGCCCGCACCUCCCAUGCCUCACCCUUCUGUCAGUCCCUACAUUGGCUUCCUAUAAAAUAUAGAGCUCAAUUUAAAAUUCUGGUUCUUGCUUUCAAAUCUCUACAUAAUGCUGCUCCCACCUAUCUAUCCUACCUUAUACACAAGUAUGUCCCGUCUAGGCCCUUACGAUCUGCUGAAGACUUACGUCUAUCUUCUGUCCGUACUCCCACCUCUGAUGCUCGCCUUCAGGAUUUCUCGAGGGCUGCACCGUUCCUGUGGAACUCGCUUCCCUCCUCCGUUAGAUGCUCACCCAGUCUCCACCCCUUCAAAAAAUCGUUUAAAAACCCACUUCUUCAUAAAAGCGUAUCAAUUAAACUGUUAAUAGUUCCUGACUGAUUCCUCUUCUGCAACUGUCACUAGUCUAAUACUAUCCUUACCUUUUUGUGUCAUUUUACCCCACUCCCUCUAGCAUGUAAUCUCAUUGAGCAGUGACCUCAACCCCUCUGUUCCUGUGUGUCCAACUUGUCUGGUUACAACUACAUGUCUGGUUGUCCACCCAUUGUAAAGCGCUGCGGAAUUUGACGACGUUCUAUAAAUAUCAUAAUAAUAAUAAUGUGACAUACAGUAUAUGUAUUUAGACCGAAGAAUAGAUACAGUAAUAAUUUUUGUACAUGUAUUUUUUUUUAGUGUAGCCCUUUACUGUUAUGCUUUUAUUUGGUUACCUAUUUAUCUGGUUAGGCAGGUAUCUCUAUUUGGAGGACCUUUGCAAAGACCCCCGACAGUGACCUCUCUGCUGUGGUCUGGAGGCCAAGGAGGGCAAGGGAAGGUAUUUCGUACACAUCUGAACUUUUAGCUUACGGGCGACUCCAUCCAUUUCUAUACAGUCAUCUUCAGCUCCUGGGGCUUCAUUUACCAGGCGCUCAUGUGAAUGCGCUACUUUCGCACAUGCAUUGAGGUCCAUGUAGGAUCAAGCGAGACCGCUGGAGCCUCCAUAGAAAAAGCUUUUUUGGUUUUCUUCACUGGUAACGGCUGGGGGAAAUGACAAACUUGGCAAAAGGUAACUCCUCCGUUUGUCAAUCGAGACUCCAUAAGUACUCCCUACUUUGUCUUAAUGUAUCUUUUGACUGUGUUGCUGUUUCCGUGAAAUUCCAACACAGUGAAUGUGAGUCUUUUAUGAAGAUUUAAACUUUACAAAAUACCCAUUUUGGAUAUGGGGUUACAGAGGCAUUUCUUGAGAUAUAGAAUUUGCAUACAUGAUUAUAGCAGAAGUCAAAUUAAUUUUUAGGUCUCUGUAGUAAUAGGGACCUUUGAGCCCUGAUAACAGUCAUAUAAAAUAAAAGUACUAAUUAUUAAUUGAUGCUAAACUCUUCACAAGUAAUAUGAUAAUCCACACAAACAAUAGUACUUUCUUUAAAAAAAAACAAAAAAAACCCAGCCAUUUGGAAAACUGGAAUCUGUGCUGAAUUGAAAGGAAUUGCAAACAUUCUCUACUUUAGCUGAUCUUCCAGCUCAGGUAUUUUGGCUUGUAAUUUUUAAAUCCCUUGUAAAAUUCUCCACAAUUCCCGAUUUAGUAAGUAAAUCCCAAGAACCUUUAUCUUUACUUCUAAAACAGUGUGCUUCUUAUUAUUGAGACUGAAUUACAGAGAUUGAAGAAUGUAUAUUAACCCAGUGUGUAAAUAUAUGUAAAACCCUAAUCAUGAUAUUUGUUAUUAGUCUUUAAUCGUUCUACUUGGAAAUUUGGCUAACUUAUCUAUGUUUUCUCUUUUUCUAUCCCGUCACUUGGAUGAUCUGAAUCCUCUUCUCUCUCAUUUCUCUCCCAUGAUAGAGGUCCACUCUCUUCUCUCCCGCCUGCAGUAUGGAAUGGGGUGCUUUUUAGUCUUUGUUGGACUUCGAGGGUCAACUGAACAGUUGGGGUUACAGUCCACCAACCUAUGGAUUUACAAAGAUAAUGACCUGAACAGCUUGUGAGUCCACAGUUCAUCUCAUAUAACUGAAAUAACACAAGGUUUUCAUAGGAUUAUCAUUCCAUCAAACACAAAGACCUAAUCGCCAUCUCACAAACCUCUACCAGAUCAUCUCAAGCACAUGGAAAAAUGUUCAGUCAAUUCAUUUUAGAUUAUGUUUCCCACCAGCCAAUGUAUGAGAUUACCCUAUAUCGUACUAUGUUUUCUCACAACAGGUGUCAUCAGUAUAUAUCAGGGAUAGGCAACCUUCGGCACUACAGAUGUUGUGGACUACAUCCCCCAUAAUGCUAUUACACCCGUAAUGCUGGCAAAGCAUCAUGGGAGGUGUAGUCCAAAACAUCUGGGGUGCGAAGGCUGCCUAUGCCUGUUAUAUCUGAUUAAUCUAUGGAUUAGACCACUAAAGUGAUAAUUCAAAGUGAUUUUCAAAUUUCAAGGUCAAAAUGGCCAAAUCAGAGAAGAUCUCUCGGUCAGCUAUAACUUUGGAAACUCUGGCUUUAAAAUUGAAAAUUACUUUUAAUUCACUUUGAAUUCUCACUUUAGAAAAUACCCUGUUAAGGAGUUAACUAUCAUGUAAAAAAAAUAGGUACGAUCCUGAGGCAAACGAACGUUAAAUCACCAUGGAAACCAAACGACUUACAACAUGUAUCACUUUGUACCCAGAACUAUUUUAUCCUGAUAAACCUCCCCCUUGGUUUCAUUUUUUUUUUUUUUUUUACUUUUAUCCGUGAAUGAAUGAAUGGAGGUUUUUUCAAACGGAAUUGAAAGAUUCUAUGAGUGAAGGGACACAAUCUCUAAGAAUCAGAGUAAAUGGGUAGAAUUUUAGAGCCACAGAUCAAAGUAUAUAAUAUUGGAUUUUCUUCAUUAAUGAGCUGCUCCUAAAGGGAAUGGGCAGAAUUUAAAUCUCAAUUUGAAUGGGUGGUUUGUUAGAAUCUCGUGGAAAAUUGACAAAUUCUUAGGGUGAAUGGGCAGAAGCUCAGAUAAUUAGGGGGAGAUUUAUCAAAGUACAACCAGUACUUUUAUGUCUAAUUUUCUAAAAGGUUUCGUCACAGUCUAUUAAAUCCUAUUUUUUCAUCCUUUGGUCUCUCACUUAAAUUUUUGUGCUAUAAACCAUUUUUCCAGCAAUGCAACAAAUUUAUCAAUCUUUUGGCCACUUUCUCUGACGGAAAAGUGGUCUGUUUCACUUCUCAUUUUUCUGCCAAUCUAAAUUUGGUGUUCUUAGAAAUGGUAAAUUCUGCAAAAACUGACAGAAUUUGUCAUUCAGAAAACUGUCUCUUUUUAAAUUGCUUUUAGAAUGAUCAAAAUGAUGAUAGAAUUAGGCCGUCACUUUUCAGAAUAGUUUGAUAAAUCUCCCCCUAAGUGUGUCUGAUUCUCAGUCACACAGUCUUGAGCUGAGAUGUUUAACAUUGAUUAAGCGAUAGGCGAGUCUUUUUCUUUCGUUGACUACCCAGAUCAGUUAAUUGGGCUGCAAUUUGAAAUUUGAUUUUGCAUUUACCCCGUUUAACUGUUCUGGGAAUAAACCGCAAUGUGUCAGGAUUCACUUAUUGAGCAAAUUCUCACUUAAGAUGUUUAGAUGAAUGUCCACACAGAGGUUGGACCAUGUGCAUGACUACAGGAACUCUUAUCACAUCUUCACAUUUUUACAGGUGCCUCUUUUUCUCUCCUUCAGGAUGGGGACUUUCUUGUCUAUGAACUGUGAAGAAGUUAGUGAGAACCUGCCCCUGAUGUUUAUCACCUUUCCAUCUGCCAAGGAUCCUACGUAUGACCAAAGACAUCCAGGUGAGGAUGGAGCGAGUGAUAAAAAAAAUACUUUAUAAAAAGUAAAAUGUACAAUAGAAAAACGAAAGUGCCAUAGCCUUCAGCAUUGAAGGACACCUCUUAAGAUGAUGGCUACCUGGACAAUAGGUUACCGUAUACAACCUGAAAGUAUAAUGUUAUUCCCAGAAUAUUAAAUACUCUGCAGAAAUGGACAAGUACAGUAAAAGUAAUUUUCUGAUACAAGUUAACCUUAAAUAUUCUAUUGUGUAGAUAUUUAGCAUUUGUGCCUCUUAAAAACCCAUAUCUCAAUGACCUCUCCCCACAGGUCGAUCGUGUAUGACUCUUUUGACCAUGGCUCCCUAUGAUUGGUUCUCUCAGUGGAGAGGAAAGACGCCACGGCAUCGUGGUGAAGAGUAUGAUGCAAUUAAAAUGAGACUUGCUGAGAGAAUGCUAGCGAGAGCAAUAGAAGAAUUCCCACAGCUUGCUGGCAAGGUACCCGACACAUAACAAGACAUGCAUGUUUCCAAAUAAGAGCUAGAUAUAAUAUGGAUACAAUAAAUAAUUGUUAUAGGUGUACACAUUAAAUGCAUCAGAGUGGGAUAGCCAAAAGCCCGACCUGGAAUCUGCGUAGGGCGCAGAGUCAGACAGGGUCACCAGGACCAUGAUUUUGCUUAGACCAAUAACCAUCCCUAUGUGAAGAAUAAAGGGGGUCCCAAACUGAUAACUAGUCAAGGGCACCAUGGGAUCUUAAUCUUUCUCUGAUUGCCAUAACCUUUUAUAGAUUGUGUGUAACCCCAAACACACUUAAAGGGGCAUACCCGGAUAGAAAUUACAUAAUUAUUUUUGUCAUGCCUUAAGGGUGUGAGUGAAGGGUUCAUGAAUUUGGCUGCAGAUUUUAUUAUUGGUGUGGCUAUAUUGGCCCCUCCUCUUCUAAAUGUCAUUGCUGUGCCACUUGCUAAAAAUAAUUAAGGUGUUACAUAUAUCUAUACAUGAGCAUAUACCUAUACGUAUACACAUUCAUAGACAUAUAGUCAGAUCCUCACUCCUAUACAGUCAGUAGGCAGGCUGGAAUAAACACCACCUCCUCACACCCAUCACAUUGAUCUAUCCACAUACAGCAACACGCAUCACUCACAGCUACUCACACACAGCAUACUCAUACAUCCACAUACAUCACUUACAGCUACCCCCACAGCACAAUCAUGGACCUACACACAGCCAAACAUGUCAAUUACCCACAAUUACCCACGCACAGACACACAUCAUAGCUCUCCUUUACCUAUACAUCACACACAUCCAGCUACACGCAGUCACAAGCAGCUACAAUUACAGCCACAACACACACACUGUCACCACACACACAGCCAUUACAUAAAUAUUCACUGUAAAUAAAAUAAAAAAAAAUAACGCAGGGAAAGAAUUCCUGUAACGAUGGCUGGGCAUUAUUCACAUUGUCCCCUCUGCCCUGCCAUCAAACCCUCCAAUGUCGAGAGGUGUGCAUUAUGGGAAAUGUAGUUGCCAAACAUAUCAGGAGCCCAUGUUAUCCAUUGCCGCCCUUUCCUGAUUUUUCUGAUAUCAUUGCUUAUACCGAGAACAGGUGGAUUACAUGGAGGCAGCCACACCUGUGAGUAACGAGUAUUAUUUGCGAGCUCCGGAAGGAUCUAUGUACGGCGCUGAACAGAACUGCAGUCGGUACCAGUGUGAAAUUAUUAACAGGAUGCGGGCACAGACUGCCGUGCCAGGACUGUAUCUGACAGGUAAGAACAUUGUGGUUGCCAGCGCCAGUAAUGAAGACAAUGUAGCACAUACGAAAGAGAGCGUCAAAUACUAGAGGCAGUACGGGCCAGGAGAGUUCUCAUGGCAUAGUGGAGAUUGCGUAGGUUAAUAUCAGAUUAAAUAAGAUAACUCCACGACACAUCUGUCAGACAGGGAAAAUUCCAGGACUAUAUGAGAGAGGAUCAGGAGAACUGUAUUUGCCAAGAGACAGUCAGUACAAGAAUUGCUCAUCACAAGAGAUGGCGAGUCAGGAGAGCGUCUGACAAAACUCAGUGAUCCUGACAUAGCAAGAGAGCCUUCGAAGCAGUUGUAUAAUCAGUGAGCUUAUACAUAACAUAUAGAGAUUAAUGCAUUUAUUGGACUGCCUCGAAGAGUUCUAGUUUAGAUUCAUAUAGUUAUGAUUUUCUAUUUUCAUUCUAAAUCUUUGUAUAUGCCACACAAUGUAUCUGUCAUAUCUGUUACAGGACAGGACGUGUUCAGCAGUGGGCUGGCAGGGGCGGUGCACGGAGGGCUGAUCUGCGCCUGUGCUGUUCUCAAUAGGAUCCUGUACUUAGAUAUACUCAUCCUAAAAAAACGACUUAAAAGGCGAAUGAGACAGAAGAAAUGUGUGUGAGAGAGAUGGGAACACAGACUGAGAUGGUACACAGGCUGCACACAAUUACGUACAAAUGUAAUACAAAGAUACACUUGAAAACAACUGUACAUGGACUGAUAUAUACUCUUCGCAUUAUCAUUUUACAUUAUUUAAAUUUCAAAGAAAUUAAAUUAAGUUAUAAUUUUGUCACUGUAUGUCUGAUUCUCACACACACAUCAUUCUCAUCAAAAGCAAAAGUGCAUUUCAGUGCAAAUUCAACAUCUGUCCAAUAUUACUCCUCCUAGUACUCCAUAUAGCCUCUCUCUAUAACUCCUCCUAUUACUCCACAUAACUUCUCUCUAUAACUCCUCCUAUUACUCCAUAUAACCUCUCCCUAUAACUCCUCCUAUUACUCCAUAUAACCUCUCUCUAUAACUCCUCCUAUAACUCCAUAUAACCUCUCUCUAUAACUUCUCCUAUUACUCCAUAUAACCUCUCUCUA
Molecule: messenger RNA, 17632 nt
Organism: Pelobates cultripes (western spadefoot toad)
Lineage: Eukaryota; Metazoa; Chordata; Amphibia; Anura; Pelobatidae
Source: the annotation of a GenBank genome assembly